Messenger RNA from Salvelinus sp. IW2-2015, 674 nucleotides. Lineage: Eukaryota; Metazoa; Chordata; Actinopteri; Salmoniformes; Salmonidae. The record is from RefSeq and is a predicted model, not a curated record.
GUAGGAGACCUGGGGAUUUAACCUGGUUCAUUCAUGUAGUUGACUGUGUUGUGAUGUCGUGAAGAUUUAACCCCGUUGGUAAAAGCAGCUCUCUGAUUGGAUACGCUUUUCCGUCCUGACCUCUGACCAACAGCAACACCUUCUUAGAGGUCAAGUCCGUCUCCAACCAGAUCUGGAAGUUCCAACGUUACCAGCUGAUCAUGAAGUUCCACGACCGGCCCCUCCUCCCUCCGCCCCUCAUCAUCUUUAGCCACAUCUACAUCGUUCUGAAGUACGUCUGUCGCCGCUGCAAGAGGAGAACAGAGGGAGAGCAGGACGACAGGGACAACAAAGGACUACAGCUGCUGCUGAAUGCCGAGGAGCUGAAGGUUCUGUACGAGUUUGAGGAGCAGUGUGUGGAGGAGUAUUUCAGAGAGAAGGAGGACGAGGAACAGUCGUCUAACAACGAACGCAUCCGGGUCACAUCUGAGAGGGUGGAGAACAUGUCGAUGCGUCUGGAGGAGGUGAACGAGAGGGAGCACUCCAUGAAGGCUUCCCUGCAGACGGUGGACCUUCGGCUGGGUCAGCUGGAGGAGUUCUCUGGGCGUAUGAUGAAUGCCCUGGAGAAGCUGGCCGGYGUGGACCACAACGACCUGGUCAGGACCCAGUCGGGGGUCUCCUCGGCGUUGGGAUAG